UUUCCUAGUGUUAAAAACUAAGAAAAGGAUAUAAAUAAAAAUAAAAGAAAAUUAAAUAAUAUGAUGGUUUACAAAUAAAGAAAAUCUGUACAAGUGUGGGAAACGUCUCUGAAUUAGAAAAAUUAACAUAAAAUCAAAUAAAUAAAAUUACGAAGGAAAAGAAAUCGACGAACAGUGAUUGACGAAGAGAAAAAAGAAAGCCAACAAGAAAAAAAAACCCAUCACCAAUUAAAUCCUCAGAAAUAUGUUUAAACUUGGCCAAAAGAAGACUAAGCAAUGUUCUUGAAAACAUUGCUGAAUGUGGAAGACCACAGCAGGAAAAAUAUUUUGAUUGAAUCAUUUCCAUUUAGAAUUUUCAUCACCACUUCUUCCACUGCGAACAAUUGAAUUGUGGUGUAGUGGUGGUGAAUAGCUGACAGACGACGGACUGACUGACUGAUUACCUGACUGACUGUCUGUCUGUCGAACUGCUGAAUUACACUGCAAAAAAAAAAACAAGUGUCAUCCAAAAUAACGUCGUUCAUUGUAUGUAACAAUCAACUACAGAGGAGGAGAGAAAGAGCUAUCUAGCGGGAGGUGACGAGGAGGUGGUGCAGGUAGCCUGCCUGUCUGGCUUACUGGUGUGCGAGCGAGCGAAAGCGUGCGCGCCCGUUUUGAGGAACCCAAGAUAUUACACCUAACAAGACCAGAGAGCCCCAGGCACACUCACACUCGCAGAGGCGCUUACACUUUCACAAAAAUGUGUUGUAUGAACAACACAACACUAAAGCUGGAGGACACGGAAGACGAUAGAACAAAAUAUAAUAGAGCCCGCCGUAAUAGUUCCAUAACAACAACAACAGCAGCGGCAGCAAUAACGACGACAUCCCAGUGUUGUUAUGUCUUGCAUACAACAGAGCAGGAACAACAACAACAACACCAACAGCAGCAGCAGCAAGAAUAUGUUUCAGAAUCCUCCACACGGACAUUCAACAGCAAAUAUAGACGAAAAUAUUUGCUAUUGUUAGUAUUAGUACUGUUUCACAUUUGUUCCAGCAGCUUGGCCCGUGUAACGGCCUAUAAUUGUACAGCUGCCGGUGGCUGUCAGAAUAAUGGCAGUUGCAAGGAGGGUCAGUGCAUCUGUGCUGAUGGCUGGCAGGGCCCUGAAUGCCAAUUUUGUGGUGGCAAAGUAAGACUACAUCAUCCCAGUGGUGUCAUACACGAUGGCUGGGGAAAUUAUUCCGUCAGUGUUAAGUGCAGUUGGUUAAUUGAUGCUAGAACGCAGCACAACAACAACAACAAAUCGCCGCCUCCCACCAUACGGUUGCAUCUGCAUGAAUUUGCAACCGAAUGUGGUUGGGAUCAUUUGUAUAUAUACGAUGGUGAUAGUGUGGAUUCGUCUCUUUUAGCGGUAUUUAGUGGCCUCAUGUACCGAGGCAAUUUUUCCAUACGUAGUGUACCCCAAGUUAUAGCCCGUUCGGGGGCAGCAUUAUUGCAUUUCUUUAGCGAUGAUGCCUAUAAUAUGUCCGGUUUUAAUUUAUCAUAUCGCAUGAAUGCUUGUCCCAGUGAUGCAGAGGAUGUCGAGUGUUCGGGUCAUGGCAAGUGUCGCAAUGGAUUUUGUAUAUGUGAAGCCUUGUACAGUGGCGAGGCGUGUAACAUUGACGCUUGUCCCAAUCGCUGUUGGGAGGACAAAGAACAUGGUGUUUGUAAUAUAGACAGGAAAAGAUGUGAUUGUAAGAAGGAAUACGGUGGCAAUGAUUGUGGUCAACUGCGUGCCCAUGGCAUUUGGUCUAGUGUAAAUGCCCAUCAUUUGCCCAAUGGUACAGCUUCACAUGCAGCUGUCGUCUGGCAUGACACCAUGUACAUUAUAUCGGGUGAAUCAUAUGGCCGGGGACGCUUAAUGAGUAGAUAUGAUUUAAAUUCUGAGAUAUGGGAAAGAGUCCACCCGGCCAAAGGAAGUUUGGUGCCGGCACAACGUUAUGGCAUGUCGGCGGUCAUGCAUGACGAUAAAAUCUUCAUGUAUGGUGGUGUUGUCAAAGGUGCCGGCAUAACCAAUGAACUCUGGGCAUAUGAUAUUUCCUCGAGAACAUGGCAGAACAUUAGUGUUAUACCAGAGUAUUGCAAUGCAGCGACGGCAUAUGCGAUGUGUGGCCCUCUACAUGUAACCGGGCAUUCUGCCACUUUAGUGCCUAGUGUGGGCGAUAAGUCUAGCGAUCGUCAUCAUAUGGUGGUGCUAUUUGGACGUUCACCCCAAUAUGGUUACUUGAACACAGUGCAGGAGUAUGAUUUUGAGACCAGAGUUUGGAAGAUUGUCAACACCACCGGCUAUGUUGUCAAGGGAGGCUUCAGUCAUAGUGCUGCCUAUGAUGUAUUGACUGAGAAGAUUUAUGUUUAUGGCGGCAUUGUUUCCGAGUCUGAGGCUAAUCAAUAUAUAACACCACGUCUGUAUGCCUACUCGCCCUCAAAGCGUAUGUGGACUAUGCUGUCUUCGGCUCCCAGUGCAAGACUUUUGCACACUGCCAACUUUGUGAAUGAAGGUUUGAUGGUGGUUUUCGGUGGCAACACUCACAAUGAUACAGCCGAAAGUUAUGGAGCCAAGUGUUACAGUCAAGAUCUCUUGGUCUAUGAUGUCUUUUGUGAUUCGUGGCAUAAACAAAACAUUCCACAGCAUUUACAAGCAGAUUUGGCAAGAUUUGGUCACAGUUCUGUGGUGUUCCGGGGAAGUCUUUACAUAUAUGGCGGCUUUAAUGGACAACUUUUAAACGAUAUGCUACGCUUUAGCCCUGGCCAUUGUGACAACUACACCAAAGAGGAGAAAUGCACCAAUGGCCGCCCGGGAGUCAAAUGUGUCUGGGAUGUGCAAAAGAACAAAUGUAUCCAAGUGAAACAUGUGCAAAAGUUGGCCCUUAACAGUCGCGAGCAAUACGGCUAUGUGGUCUGUCCCUCCAAGGGUCGUUUUGCCUUAACCUCAGAGCAUUUGCAGGAUGUGUCACGUUGCCAGGAACUGAACAAUUGUCACUCAUGUGUGUCCAACACUUAUGGUUGUACUUAUUGCGGCAAUGGUCUGUGUACCAAAGAUCGUUGUAGGGAGACCACUCCUUUGACCUCAGUAUUCUAUGAGACCUCCACACAACAUCAGAGCCAGCAGCAGCAGCAGCAGCAACAGGCAAAGGCUCAAUUCGUGGUGGCCACAAAUAUACCACCAUUGAAUGUUAAGCAAUUGGAAGAUUGUCCACGUUCGGAGGAUUAUCUGGAGGCGGCAAUAUGCGAGCAGCUACACACCUGUCAUGCCUGUGCAGCCAAUCCAACUUGCCUUUGGGAAGCCGAACACAAUCGUUGCCGUGUGGGGCCAACGACACCGGGCAACCGUUCCCUAGACGACAUCAUAUGCCCGCCCUCGUGUGCCUCACUGACCAAUUGCCACAAUUGCACGGACAACGAUUGCAUUUGGUGCCAAAACGAGUUACGCUGUGUAGAUCGCAACUCAUAUACUGCCAGUUUUCCCUAUGGCCAGUGCCGCGAAUGGACCACGCACAUCUCCAAAUGCCGCAGUGCUCCACUGGCCUUAAGCAGCAGCAAUAGCACAUCCACCUAUAUAUCGACGGCUCAAUGUGGUUUCUAUAACAGCUGUUCCCAGUGUUUGGAUGAUCCGGCUUGCGGCUGGUGUGAUGAUGGCAGCAACACCGGCCUCGGCAAAUGCAUUGAAGGUGGUGCCCUGACUGCCCACGAGCCCAAACAGUGUCCCACUGGUCAGUGGUAUUUCACAUCGUGCCCUCUGUGCAACUGCAAUGGCCAUUCGAAAUGCGAGAAAGGCUCGAUGCAGUGCAUACAGCCAUGUUCCAAUUUAACCGCUGGUAACCAUUGUGAGAAAUGCAAAGAAGGCUAUUGGGGUAAUCCCAUUAAUGGCGGCCAAUGCCAGAAAUGUGAGUGCAAUAAACAAGGCAACAACUGUAAACCCGACGAUGGCAAAUGCUUUUGCAACACCAAGGGCAUAGUAGGCGAUCAUUGUGAGAAAUGUGAUUCGCAAAACCACUAUCAUGGUGAUCCGCUGACCACUUCCUGUUUCUAUGAACUGACCAUAGACUACCAGUUCACUUUCAACCUAUCGAAGAAAGAGGAUCGCCACUUCAAUCAAAUCAAUUUUCGCAAUUCACCCGUUAAGCCUGAAAUAGAUGCUGAUUUCACCAUCACCUGCAGUGUUCCGGCCAAAAUGAACAUUUCAGUGCGGCGGGCCGGGGCACCGCUUAAAGUUAUAUUUUUAGGUAUUAAUUGUUCAACGUUUCGACAUCGCUUCCCCAAGACCGAGUAUAAUUUUGGACACUCGCCCGAGGACAAUAGCUCAUUGACUACAUUCUAUGUAUCCGUGCAUGACUUCCAGCCACCCAUUUGGAUACAAAUUGCCUUCUCACAGUAUCCAAAGCUCAAUUUGCAACAGUUCUUUAUAACAUUCUCCACCUGCUUUCUGCUGCUGCUACUGAUGGCCGCCAUUUUGUGGAAGAUCAAACAGAAAUUCGAUAUGUUUCGACGACGACAACGUUUGUUUGUUGAAAUGGAACAAAUGGCCAGUCGGCCAUUUUCACAGGUGCUGGUGGAAAUCGAAAGUCGUGAAAAUAUCGAUUUGUCACUGACCAUGGAGGGCAUCGCUAACAUGAGUAAAAAACGCAAAAAGGAUUGUCCGAGUCCCAUAGCCUUAGAGCCAUGCAGCGGAAAUCGUGCUGCGGUUUUGUCUCUUCUAGUCCGGUUGCCCACAGGUGGUCUUCCGCAUGCUCCUGCCGGUCAAUCAGCUGGCCUAGCUGUCGCCAGUGCUUUGGUAACUCUUGGCAAUCCCAGACGUCCAUCAAUCGAUCAUACAAAAGAGCCCAAGUCCAAGCGUAAGCAAAGUCAGCAUCCUGAUAGUUGUACAUAAUAGAAAACGAACGAAUGGUGAUGAGCGAGCGAAGCGCGUAUGUUUUUUAAAAUUUAGUUUUAAAUAUAUUUUUUUUUAUAUAUAUAUACAUAUAUUUUAAAUUUAAUUUAAAAAAACAUGAUUUUAUUUAUUUAGAACAUAAAUUGUAACUUAUUUUUGUUAAUACUACUAUGACUAAAAACAACAACAACAAAUAAUUAUAAUUAUGAUAAUAUACUGUACUAAAGACAUUAUGUAUUAAGGUGAUACCAACAACAACAACAAGAAAGAACAGAAACAGCUAAAGAAAACAAAACAAAACAAAAAAAAAAUACACAGAAAAGAGGUGAAGAAAACUUUGUCAUAUUUCAAAAAUAUACAAAACAAAAAGACACAACAAAUACAACAACAACCAACAUAUACACAGUUAAAAGAAAAAAACAAAAAAACAAACAAAAUUCUUAAAAAAAUACUUUGAGAUUAAGAGACACAUAAAUAAAUAAAUAAAUGGAUAAUGAUUAUUAUUAUUAUUACAACUAUAUUAUAAAGAAAACCGCAACAACAAGUAAAAUGAAUGAUGCAUAGAAUGUAAAUCGUAAAGCAGACAUUGCGAAAUCUAAACUGAGAGAGAAAACUUAAAUGAUUCCAAAAGCCGAAAAACAACACAAAAAACGGAAAUAUAAAAACUAAAAAUCCCAA
This is a messenger RNA of Stomoxys calcitrans (stable fly), 5563 nucleotides long. It is a transcript of the gene dsd, whose product is annotated as attractin-like protein 1. The record is from RefSeq and is a predicted model, not a curated record. Lineage: Eukaryota; Metazoa; Arthropoda; Insecta; Diptera; Muscidae. Gene Ontology annotation, molecular function: protein binding. The transcript is spliced from 8 exons. The coding region runs from base 740 to 4885 and encodes 1381 amino acids. Gene Ontology annotation, cellular component: Golgi apparatus.